AUGGCGGCCAACGAAGACCUCAUCAACUUCGAUAUCAUCGAGAACCAGAAGGAAAACAUCCAGUCCCUGCCCGGUGGACGAUCGGCAAAGGAACUCGCGCGCAUAUUUUCUCCCAAAGACCCAAAGGACAUUCUGGCAACACCCUCGCCAAACGAUACACGAACACUGAACGAUGCGAUAAAACAAGAGUACGAAGCAGAGUUACAAGCGAUUGCGGAGUCCGAUGACCCUCUGGACAUCUACGACCGAUACGUAAAAUGGACACUAAACGCAUACCCAUCGACUCAGGCCACGCCAGAGUCAGGUCUCCUUCCCCUGUUGGAACGAGCCGUGAGAGCAUUCCUCUCGUCUCCGCACUACAAAAAUGACCCCCGCUACCUGCGACUAUGGCUACACUAUAUUCGUUUGUUUUCGGAUUCGCCACGAGAGACGUUCGCGUUCCUUGCGCGUCAUCACAUUGGCGAGGGUCUUGCCCUGUACUACGAAGAGUUCGCUGCCUGGUUAGAAGGCGCGGGACGGUGGAAUCAGGCUGAUGAGGUAUACCGACUUGGAAUGGACCGCGAGGCACGACCGGCCGAGCGCCUUGUCCGCAAAUACAGUGAAUUCCAGCAGCGAUACGAACAACGCUCGCAGGAUACUGGCCCCUCAUCCCCUGCGUUGCCUGUUGUGCGUCCCGCGCUGGCCGCCAAGGUCGAUCCUUUCGCGAGCGCGACGACCGACACCCAGGCCCAGCGAUCUGGUCCUGCCCCUACGGCCGCACCCAAGACUAAAUCGGGUAAGCCAAAAAUGGCGAUCUUCUCGGAUGCCGACUCGGCGGAGAGCCAGCCUGCUGUUUCUGGUCAGUCGAAGGGGUGGGAUAGCAUCGGUUCAUUACACGAGCGACGGAAGGAGAACAAGGUAGAAGCCAAGCCAUGGGUGGGAGAGACACUAAAGGCCGGGAAGAAGCCCGCGCCGGUGCAGAAGAUGACGAUUUUUCGGGAUGAGUCAAAUUCCAAUUCAAACAUUCAAGAGAAUGAGUCAACUCAACCGAAACCUGUUCCCGAGCAUCGUGUCAGAGAGGCAGUAAACCCUCGUACUGGAAGACGUGAGCGUGUCUUCGUCAAUCUCGACUCUGUAUACCCCGAGUAUUCGAACCCAGCCCAUGAGGUCAGCUUUGAGGAAUUAAGGGCCAUCAGUCGUGGUUGGAUGCAGAAGAACUGGCGGCAAGCCAAGGAACCUCUUAAGCAGAUAUCUGGAAACGAGAAUGCUGUUGAACAUGUUCUAGCAGAAAAGCUGCCGAAGGAGUUCAAGCAAAAAUUGACCGUCAGAGAUGCAGAUGGACCGGAAUCACACCAAAGCACCAGCUCCGACGGCCUAGAGGGCAAAUCUGGCAAGGUGAAGAAGCUGAAGCUCCGCGAAGUCCGAGGUGAAACACAAACAGUCAAAAUGAAGUUUGAUUCUCCCACGGGAGGCAAAAUUCGCCGUAAAAGUACAGCAGAGCCAACAAUGACCAUCCACACCCGCGCCGCCACGGACGAAAUUUACAGCAUCUUCAACCAGCCACUGAAGGCAGAGACGGAGAAUGCCGAAAGCAGUGAUUUCGAUGACGAUGAUUACACCAGUGCGGGCGAGAGCACGGUGACAGGACACCUGUCGGCGGCGUCGAGUGACUUCGGCGAUGAUGAAACCACCACAUUCCACAAGGGGGCGACGUUACUGAAUCGGGCCCUCCCGUAUUCACAAGGUGCCGAUAUAACACAAUCGACAGUGUUUCAAGACGCCGACGAUGAAACCGAAAGUCACGACCAAUUCCCUUCGCCUGGGAAACACCAGCGACAGCGGUUCAUCCCGGAGAUGCCUGAAGACUACAAUCCACCCUGUGGCCCGUACCGUGAUCCCGCACUUGUCGCCCAAAAUCGUCUGCCCUUCAUGACGCCUAUCGUGGAGCAGACCGAGUACUCGCUUGCCUCGAUGACCGCGGCGAGAAGCGCACUGUACAACGCGAAAACUCCAUCCAAACCUGCGCAGGGCAACAGAACGCCGCAGAUACCUCAGAUGGGAAGUCUACUCUCUUCUCCGUUCAUGGCCAAAACGCCCCACGCCUCUGACAACACCGUCAAUUUGCCGGAAGACGUGGCACUCAGUCCCACGGCGAAGAAAGCUGGGUUGAUCCCUAGAUUUACACCUCUCUCUGAAGAGCCUCACCAGGGACCAGUCAUUCUGGAUAGUCAAUGCAAUCCUACAGAUAGGGGAAUCCGAAAGGCAAUCCUUGAGGCAGUGGGGUCGGAGUUUACGUCGCUUCCUGGGUACCGUGACCAUGCAGACGUUGAGACUCAUUACGCCCACGACAUUCAGAAAUUCAUGAAGUCAUAUGCGAGGCGUCUCAAAAGCGGUAAUGAGGAAUCGUUUGACAUACCCGUCCUCGACCUCCCAGGUGCAGCGCGGAGCUACAUCAUCAGACGAGAGCUCGGUGCCGGUGCAUAUGCUCCUGUCUACCUUGCCGAGAGUCUUGAUAACCAUAUAUCUGACUCGGAGACAGCGUCCGUCGAUGGCGACAGCAAAGAAUCCAGCCCUGUCAGUGACAUGGUGACCACCCGCCGUUAUGGCUUUGAAGCGAUCAAGCUUGAAGUAGGCCCACCAAAUCCUUGGGAGUUCUAUAUGAUCCAGAUCGCACACCAGCGUCUGAGCCGUAACGCGGAGCUGUCCCGUGUCACCGAAAGUAUCAUUCGCGCUCAUGAACUCCAUAUCUUCGAAAAGGAAACUGUCCUUGUCGAAGAUUAUCGCGGGCAGGGAACACUGCUCGAUCUGGUCAACCUUGUCCGUAAUGAGCCGACCAUGGCGAACAAUAAUGGCGAGGGAGGAAUUGGCGAAGUCCUUGCCAUGUUUUUCACAGUGGAAUUGUUCCGAACUGUCGAAGCCCUUCACGCCUGCGGCAUCCUGCACGGUGAUCUCAAGGCCGACAACUGUCUUGUCCGAUUCGACAAGCUAAGUACACCUUUCAGCCCCUCGGAGGAAUCGGAUGCCCGCGAAUCCCACUACUCCCCUCGCGGGUCGCACGGAUGGCACAGCAAGGGACUGUGUCUCAUUGAUUUCGGCCGAGCUAUUGAUAUGCGCGCUUUCCAGCCCACAGUCCAGUUCAUUGCAGACUGGGAGAUUAGCAAACACGAAUGCAACGAGAUCCAGGAGAUGCGCCCAUGGACCCAUCAGAUUGAUCUUUACGGCCUUGCGGGCAUCGUGCACAUUAUGCUUUUCGGAAAGUAUAUCGAGUCUUCUCCUAUGCGUCGCAGCGAGGGUGCUGCUGAUGGUAUGGUUGGGUCUUCCAGCACGAGAACAUACCGGAUUCGCGAGACCCUAAAGCGGUACUGGGAGCGCGAGAUCUGGAAUGAUGCUUUUGAUCUUCUCUUGAAUCCGGGGGCCGACCGAUGGGUCCAGAUGGAAUGCGAAGGAGGUAACCCUGCAGCGGCCCUGUUGGAUGAGAACGCCAAAGUCCCAACCGUCCUUCCAGUGUUGAACUCCAUGAGAUACGUGCGGGAGAAGAUGGAGUCGUGGCUGCUGGCGAAUGCUGAGAAGAAAGGCCUUGGUCAUCAGAUCCGCAAGUUGGAGGCCAUUCUUGUUGAUAAGAAGAGGAAGCUGGAGAAGCAUUGA
This is a messenger RNA of Aspergillus terreus NIH2624, 3624 nucleotides long. RefSeq names its product putative checkpoint protein kinase (SldA). Gene Ontology annotation, molecular function: ATP binding; protein kinase activity. Gene Ontology annotation, biological process: meiotic sister chromatid cohesion, centromeric; mitotic spindle assembly checkpoint signaling; protein phosphorylation. The record is from RefSeq and is a predicted model, not a curated record. The transcript is spliced from 4 exons. NCBI's taxonomy places the organism in Eukaryota, Fungi, Ascomycota, Eurotiomycetes, Eurotiales, Aspergillaceae. Bases 1 to 3624 code for a protein of 1207 amino acids.